GCCAGUCAACUACAUAUCCCACAAACCUUUGUUCCUAACCCGGAAGAAAAUAGUACCACGUGCGAACUUCGAAAACUCGCCGAAAGAAAUCGUUCCGGAGUGAUUGCGGCUCAUCACAAUGAAUCCGCUCACCAAAGUGAAACUCAUCAAUGAACUGAAUGAAAAAGAGGCUGAACUUGAUGUCAAAGACAGUGUGUCCUGGCAUUCAGUCUAUAAGGACAGCGCCUGGAUCUUUAUCGGUGGACUUCCAUAUGAGCUGACAGAAGGAGACGCCAUCUGUGUUUUCUCUCAGUACGGAGAGAUUGCCAACAUCAACUUGGUGCGAGAUAAAAAGACGGGUAAAUCCAAAGGAUUCUGCUUCCUGUGCUAUGAAGAUCAAAGGAGCACCAUUCUGGCUGUGGAUAACUUUAAUGGAAUCAAGAUUAAGGGGCGAACCAUACGUGUGGACCAUGUAGCAAAUUAUCGACCACCCAAGGACAACGAAGACAUUGACGAUGUCACUAAAUGUUUGCGAGAAGAGGGAUGUGCUCCUAAAGUGCCCCUGCCUUCCUCCUUUGAGUCAGGGUCUGAGGAAGAACAUGCUGUACCUGUGAAAAAGCCAAAAAAAGAUAAAAAGGAGAAGAAAAAGGAGAAGAAAGAGAAGAAAAAAGCACUAAAGAAAGAGAAACAUGAGGCACGGACUGAGCCGUCAGCAUCAUCUCAUGUCAGAGUGAAGAAGGAGAAGGAGGACACGACAUACGAGAAGUAUGCCGUGAAAGGACCGGCAGGAAGCAGAAGGGACAGAUCGGGACAAGACUUCAGGAACCCACAAGACAGAGCAGAUGAGGUGGACAGAUUCAGAGAUAGGUAUAGAGGUGAGAGGGAAAGGGAUCGAGAAGACGACAAAAAGACAGACAGAAACCGAGAGGAUAAAAGACAUGAAGACACACGGCAGGGAGACAGAGAACGAGAUAAAGGAAGGGGUGUUGAUAGAGAGAAUAAUGGGGAAAGAGAGCGUGAGAGAGAAAGGGAACGUGAUGGAGACAGAAGGGAGCGAGACAGAGGAAAUGACCAAGGGUUUACCAAACACGGAGAUCACAGUCGUGAAAGAGAACACAGGUGAAAUUGAGCAGAGAUAGUCAUUUAUACAGUAUAUUUGGGGGGGUAUAGAAUUUUUUAAUAUCUGUCUGCAGUAAUUAACUGUAUAAUGGCUACCUGGCAUCAUGUUACACACAGUACACUCAUUUGACAAAUAAAUUCAAAUUUUAUUUGAAUUUAAAUGGUACAAAGACCAAAAAUGUCUUGUUUAACAGUGUCAACAAUAAACUCCAAAAUUACGAUGCAAUCAAAGUACACCAAUCAUUAUGGAUUCAGUUGUAAAACUAUUAAAAUACAUUUAGUUAAGUGUGUUCAGUUAAAAAAAACAAAAACAAUAUCAGACCAAGCAGAUGUGUACAUUACCCAUUUAUACCUGCUCAACAGGAAACAGCAUUUCAUCGCUAAUGAAUAAUUAUGAUCGCUAUGGCCACGACAACAUAUUCAAUAACCUAGCAAGAAAAGAUAAAACAAUUACACAGAUAUACUGAGUAAAUAAACACGCACAGAAUUCAAUAGUAAUAAACACGAAGUUGAACAUUAAAAUGUGUGGUGUGAUUAUUGGACAUCUGGGCUGAUGCUGUAAAUUUAUCUAGCCUGAUAAAAAA
Messenger RNA from Sinocyclocheilus grahami, 1682 nucleotides. Its product is annotated as RNA-binding motif protein, X-linked 2-like. Gene Ontology annotation, molecular function: RNA binding. Gene Ontology annotation, biological process: mRNA splicing, via spliceosome. The record is from RefSeq and is a predicted model, not a curated record. Lineage: Eukaryota; Metazoa; Chordata; Actinopteri; Cypriniformes; Cyprinidae. The coding region runs from base 119 to 1102 and encodes 327 amino acids. The transcript is spliced from 6 exons. Gene Ontology annotation, cellular component: precatalytic spliceosome; catalytic step 2 spliceosome; U2 snRNP.